Molecule: messenger RNA, 869 nt
Organism: Humulus lupulus (European hop)
Lineage: Eukaryota; Viridiplantae; Streptophyta; Magnoliopsida; Rosales; Cannabaceae
Product: ubiquitin-conjugating enzyme E2 variant 1C
Exons: 4
Coding region: 189-629 (146 amino acids)
Biological process (GO): DNA damage tolerance; protein K63-linked ubiquitination
Cellular component (GO): nucleus
Source: RefSeq, a predicted model, not a curated record
UAUAGCCAUUUUUUUGUUCUUUAACCUAUCUAAUCUCCUCUUUUUGCCUCAGUGUUUUCUCCUCUUUAUUCCCACCAUCAUUUCCCCAAGAUUCUCAAUCCUUCUUCUUCUCUGCAACCCAGAAAUCUUAUCUGAUUCGAUCUGAUCUCCUUAAACCCAUCUCUCAAUAACACCCCAGCUUAUCAUCUAUGACGCUAGGCUCAGGAGGAUCGAGUGUCGUGGUCCCACGAAACUUUAGAUUGCUGGAGGAACUUGAACGGGGAGAAAAAGGAAUUGGAGAUGGCACCGUCAGCUAUGGAAUGGAUGAUGGAGAUGAUAUUUACAUGCGCUCUUGGACUGGCACCAUAAUUGGUCCUCACAAUACUGUACAUGAAGGUCGGAUUUAUCAGCUGAAGCUGUUCUGUGAUAAAGAUUACCCAGAGAGACCACCAAGUGUUCGAUUUCAUUCGCGGAUCAACAUGACUUGUGUCAACCAUGAAACUGGAGUGGUGGAAUCGAAGAAGUUUGGACUCCUUGUGAAUUGGCAGCGCGAGUACACCAUGGAAGAUAUACUGACACAGCUGAAGAAAGAGAUGGCCGCUCCUCAUAACCGGAAGUUGGUUCAACCUCCGGAAGGUACCUACUUCUAGUUUUCAAGAUCAUAUACAUAUCCAUGGAUCAAAUUGCAUUGACCAUAUGCAAUAUAUAGUUUGUAAUGCCGUGUCAAUCCUGUUUAGACAUACAGGGGAAUGCCCCAUAAAGCUUCUCCUAUCACCUUUCCUUGGUCCUUCUGUUUUGUCAUUGUCUUUUAUCGAAUCGUGUUUAAGGGAUGGAUGCUAUUUGAUUAAUGGGACUUUUGUGUGUCAAAUAUUGAAUCCGUUUAACUAGUA